Messenger RNA from Geodia barretti, 923 nucleotides. NCBI's taxonomy places the organism in Eukaryota, Metazoa, Porifera, Demospongiae, Tetractinellida, Geodiidae. The record is from the annotation of a GenBank genome assembly.
AACAACCGCAUUGAACGUUCCACCCUGCUGGGGAAAUUCCCUGGGAGUGCCCCGUAUUUACAGAGUCGGUGUCUUUGUGUGCGCACAGUUUUUUUCUCUAUCCUCAGUGAGUGCGGGCUAGGAAGAAUUAUGACUCGAUCAUCAGAUGUGACUAAGUAUGCUGCGAACAGGCGAGAUUAUACUAUAGACUGGCCGCAUCUGUUGGUAUUGCUGCUUGUCCCUACGUUUGUUUCGUCUGAUCCCAUUUUGAUUGAUUCCGAGUCAGUUAAGGGCAAUGAUAUCUUAGUAAUAUCCUCAUUCGGAUGGCUGACAUAUGCCAUAAGCGAAGAUAUUGGGGGCAAACAAGUAUGUCACAAAGAAGCCGCAAGUGAUAAUGCUCCACCACAAAAACCUGAUCAGCCUGAGAUGAAAGAAAAUACAGCUGGCGGUAAAAAGAAGAAAAAUGAGCAUUCACAAAUACUGUUAUUCCUGAAAAACAUUAUGCUGGCUAAAGAAUUUGGGAAGAAAACAACUGAAAAAUUGACAGAAGAGAGCACAAAAACCUUCCUACAUGUUUAUCUACAGGUUGCAAAGACAACAACAAUGAAGGCUAUUGAUGAAGGAACCAAACAAACGUUUGAAAAGGUGACACAAAAGGUUGCAGUCGGAUCAGUAACUAAAAUUGUUCAAAAGGGAACAGAGCAGACUAUUUCAGGUUUUACUAUCCGUGCUGGAGUAACAACAGGAGAAAAAAUUGUGAAAGAAGGUGCAAGGGUCACAGUACAGACUAGCACAAACUUCAGCAGCGAGAAUCACUACAUUUGGAAUGGAAAGGCAAAUUGCACACACGAGCGCCAAAGCACUCACAAACGUGAAGUCAGUUACAACUCUUGGUAAGGUGGCACAAAGGGCGAAAGACGGUGUAAAAGGAACUCUAGCAGCAA